GUCUCACGAAAAUUAAAUGAUUUCAUUUCUGAAAAGGAAUCGACACCAAUUUCUAGGAGAAAUUUAAUACUGCAUGAGUCUGAAAUUGUUUCAGUUUCAAUCCACCGGGGGAAUUUAAAGAGAAGAAGAGGCUUGAAGAAACCCUAAAGUAAAUUUGGUUCAUUUUUUUCCGGGAAAAUUGGGCGGAGUUUUCUCGAGAAAAUGCCGGUUUCCCCCACGAAGAUCGGAGUUGGCCCUUGGUUCAAUAAGAAGAUCGUGGAUCCUCUUCUCCAAAUCCUUCGCAGGGGGGCGGAGCCGAAGCAAUUGGCUUUCUCUGCAGCUCUUGGGAUUACUUUGGGAGUAUUUCCUGUAUGUGGGGUAACUGUGUUUUUAUGUGGAAUGGCGAUUGCAUUGCUUGGAUCUCUUUGUCAUUCUCCGAGUGUGAUGCUUGCUAAUUUCAUUGCUACUCCAAUAGAGUUGAGUCUGGUGGUUCCCUUCUUGCGCUUUGGUGAAGUCAUUUCUGGUGGACCUCAUUUUCCAUUGACGUCUGAUGCUAUGAAAAAGGUUUUGACUGGCCAUGCUUCUCGAGAAGUCUUAUUAAGCAUCGUUCAUGCGUUGCUGGGAUGGCUUGUUGCAGCACCCUUUAUCUUGGUCAUACUCUACAUAAUAUUUUUGCCGUGUUGCAAACUCCUGGUUCGCAAAUUCAGUCCUGUUCCUUCAAGUCCGAAGAAGCCCGUCCAUCCCCACAUGGAAGUGAAGCUAAAGGUAAGGGAUGUGUGAUAAAGAUUGUAUUGAAACCAUUUGCUUCAUCAUCCCCAUUUACUGUAAUAAUGCCAUUUGUGCUUCUAACAUAACACUGCUUGUACAUAAAACUUUACUGGAGUAAAUGCAUGUAAUUAUCCUUUAUAAACAUGUUGAAUUCAGUAUUGUUACCUGGUUGACUGUUUGGAUGAAUCUAUGAAAAAUGAAAUUUGUGCUUUUCUUCUCA
Molecule: messenger RNA, 967 nt
Organism: Vitis riparia (riverbank grape)
Lineage: Eukaryota; Viridiplantae; Streptophyta; Magnoliopsida; Vitales; Vitaceae
Exons: 5
Coding region: 202-759 (185 amino acids)
Cellular component (GO): intracellular membrane-bounded organelle
Source: RefSeq, a predicted model, not a curated record